Molecule: messenger RNA, 419 nt
Organism: Aureobasidium uvarum
Lineage: Eukaryota; Fungi; Ascomycota; Dothideomycetes; Dothideales; Saccotheciaceae
Source: the annotation of a GenBank genome assembly
ACACCCUCUACCAUACUCAACUCUUCCACCACAAUAUGACAUCGCUCGCAUACCCACACUAUACCGUCGACUCUGCACCCAUCGAGGCCCUCAGCGAGCCUCCGUCGAAUCCCUCUUACUCCCCACCUCUCUCAACUACGUCAUCCGACAACGACAUACCUACUCGCGGUCGCCUAGACGCCACCAGACCUAGACUCGGAAGCCGUAAAAGCAGCGGCACCAUGAUCAUCCCGAGAGAUAGCCCACGUGUCGAGAUGGCACCCGGCGAAGAAGAAUAUGAACCCGAUGAUGUCCGCAGCAUGAGCCCCAGACGCACGAGCGAGGUCAUUGAGAAAUUGGGAGAGGAUGCCCGUCGGAAUCUCAUCGACAAAAUCACAUCAGCAGCUCCAUCCAAGAAGGGCAAGAGUCGCAAUGUGAAA